Molecule: messenger RNA, 752 nt
Organism: Nerophis ophidion (straightnose pipefish)
Lineage: Eukaryota; Metazoa; Chordata; Actinopteri; Syngnathiformes; Syngnathidae
Gene: polr2f
Product: RNA polymerase II, I and III subunit F
Exons: 5
Coding region: 145-528 (127 amino acids)
Biological process (GO): DNA-templated transcription
Cellular component (GO): RNA polymerase I complex; RNA polymerase II, core complex; RNA polymerase III complex
Molecular function (GO): DNA binding; DNA-directed RNA polymerase activity
Source: RefSeq, a predicted model, not a curated record
UAAUUACUCAACCUUCGACGAGCCGGAAUGUUUCCCCAGCGCACACAAACCGGAAGUUAGGAGAACGUUUAGGUGUUUGGUGCAAAAGCAGCUAGGAAGACAUCCAAACAUCAGUCGGGGGUGUUUUUACAUCAACAUUAAAGUAUGUCGGACAACGAAGACAACUUCGAUGACGGAGAUUUUGACGACGCCGAAGAGGAUGAGGGAUUAGAUGACCUGGUUAAUGCGGAAGAUGAGGAUCAAGAGAAUGUGCAAAUCCUACCGGCCCGGGAGGGCCAGCAAGCCAACCAGAAGAGAAUAACAACACAAUACAUGACCAAAUAUGAGCGAGCCAGAGUUUUGGGCACCAGAGCUCUCCAGAUAGCGAUGUGUGCACCUGUCAUGGUGGAGCUGGAAGGAGAGACGGACCCCUUACAAAUCGCCAUGAAGGAGCUUAAGUGCGGCAAGAUCCCCAUCAUCAUCCGCAGGUAUCUUCCAGAUGGGAGCUACGAGGACUGGGGCUGCGACGAGCUCAUCAUAAGCGAUUGAGUAAGACCACAAACUGUAAAUAUUGCUGUCGUCUUCCUUCCUCUAAAGCUGGCCAGUGACUUUUAGUAUGGAAACAAAAAUUACAAGUAAGCGCCACUAGAUGGAGACAGGACUUAAAUUUAACAUUUGACAAAAUAAGCCUGUUUUGUUUUGUUUUGGUGGAGACAUGUGAUCGUUGUAAAAUGAAAUGUUUUAUUGUUUUGAAUAAACCUUUGUAUUAAUGA